AACUUAUAGAGAUGUUGAUAAUUUUCUUUUUGUUUUGCGUUAGAAAAGUAUAUACCCAGUCUCUGAUUUACGAAGAAUGUGAGCGAUGUGAAGUACGUUUAUCAGAUAUGCUUAAGAUGCUAAAAUCGCUGCAAAAACAAAUAAGCAUAUAUAGGGAGGAACACAUGGAAUUAAGAGCGGAAAUAAGAAGACUAUCAUCAAGGCUGAACAAAACAGAAGUUUUUGUUUGCUCCGCUGAGUGGGUUGAUUAUAGAGGGCAUUGUUACAAGUAUCAUGAGACGAAGAUGACCUGGAAUGAUGCAAAGAUUGCAUGUGAAGAGGAGGGCGCAUACCUUGUGGAGAUUGAGGACAAUUUAGAAUCAGACUGGAUCACGGACCAGUUUCUUAAAAAAGAUUUAUGCUCGUCAUACGAAUUGAAAUGCAUGGUUUGGACAGGUGGAACCGAUAGUGAUAAGGAGGGUGUUUUUAAAUGGAGUCAUUCCAAUAAUACAUUGUACAUUCAACUUCACGAAUUGGAACUCAAAGGAACCGAGUAUAAGUUCCCCGGACGUUGGAAGCUAUGAAGACUGUGUGAGCCUGCUUCCUUCUGGCUAUUGGAACGACGCACCCUGUAGUUUGAACUUUGAUUUUCUGUGUGAAACGUCUUAACAAAGUUUACAUCAAAGUCAGUCGUAGUCGAACUUGAUAUAAUUUAAUAAUACUUAAAAUGAAUGAUAAUUCCAUUUUUAAUUUAGAAC
Saccostrea cuccullata (small rock oyster) is the source of this 737-nucleotide messenger RNA. RefSeq names its product snaclec bitiscetin subunit beta-like. The transcript is spliced from 4 exons. NCBI's taxonomy places the organism in Eukaryota, Metazoa, Mollusca, Bivalvia, Ostreida, Ostreidae. The record is from RefSeq and is a predicted model, not a curated record. Bases 12 to 563 code for a protein of 183 amino acids.